AUGGUUGUAGAGGUUGGUGCUGCUGGAGAGGCAUCGCUCGGCAGGCGACAAGCGCAGGUGCAACAAGACACCAGAGGUGCAAACUCGGAACCAGCGCACGUCGUCUCGGGGGGACGUGCUCAAGACUCGACAGCAUCCGUAGCGCAAGCUUCGGUCCAGGAGGAGAGGACGUCGCCACUGGGCGCAGAAUUGAACGAGCUGGAGCGAGCAAACGGUGAACUCGAAAAGACUGUGAACGAAUAUGGCUCUUUAAUAGAGCGUUACACGAAACUUCAGCAGCAGCUAUGCCAGCUGGCAGCAAAGCAACAGAAGCGACUUGUACACUUAGAACGGACCCUUGCCAACCAGCGGGAGACGAUGCGGCCUCGGAACAACUCGCCGGACUUGCGGCAAGAGACACGCGCUGUGCUCGAACGCUCCCGGAAACUAUUACGGGAGCGGGUCGAGCCGCUUCUCCCCUCUGACGGUGGCUGGUUUGUGCGUCUCUUUCUGGGCACUAUCAACGUGCGCUUUAUGGAUAAGCGAACACGACUCUCAUUCAAGCGCGAGUACGAGCAGUUCAAGCAGCAAACGGCCCCGGCGCUGGUCAUUGCUUCUGUGGUCUGUCUGCUGUGGACGUCGUCACGGUGGCCAAGCCUGCUUCUCCAAAUGUUCAUCGCCUAUUAUUACAGCGCUCUAGCUCUGAGAGAAAGUGUUCUAGUCGCGAACGGCUCAAAUAUUCGACGCUGGUGGCGUCUACAUCAUUACCUGAGUCUGGUACUUGCCGUUGUCGUGCUCACCUGGCCGGAUGGGGAAGCGUAUGCAGAAUUCCGAGGCGAAAUCCAUUUUCUUGGACUCUACCUGUCGCUGCUACAGAUUUUGCAAGCUCGUUAUCAGAUGUCGCGAUUAUAUACGCUGCGCUCGCUUGGCAAGGCAGGUGAACUGGACGUGGCAAACACCGACUCGCCAGCGCAGUUACACUGGGGCGCAAAUAUGUCGCUAUUGCUACCAGCUAUUCUGGUAGCGCACGCGCUGCAAGCGUGGACUGCUGUCCGGGCGUUUCAGGUGUAUUUCAAAUACCCGCGUGUUGCGCAAGCGCUUCUUGGUGGCACAAUCACCCUCAUUACGUGUAUUGGAAACGUGGUGACGACUUUCCGCACGCUGAGAGAGAAAGCCGUCUUGUCUGGUCAGCACGCUUCGAGCUAA
Messenger RNA from Cyanidioschyzon merolae strain 10D, 1185 nucleotides. RefSeq lists its product as hypothetical. Lineage: Eukaryota; Rhodophyta; Bangiophyceae; Cyanidiales; Cyanidiaceae. The transcript has a single exon. Gene Ontology annotation, cellular component: membrane. The coding region runs from base 1 to 1185 and encodes 394 amino acids. The record is from RefSeq and is a predicted model, not a curated record.